Molecule: messenger RNA, 1608 nt
Organism: Pyricularia oryzae 70-15
Lineage: Eukaryota; Fungi; Ascomycota; Sordariomycetes; Magnaporthales; Pyriculariaceae
Exons: 2
Coding region: 1-1608 (535 amino acids)
Biological process (GO): regulation of transcription by RNA polymerase II
Cellular component (GO): nucleus
Molecular function (GO): DNA-binding transcription factor activity, RNA polymerase II-specific; RNA polymerase II cis-regulatory region sequence-specific DNA binding
Source: RefSeq, a predicted model, not a curated record
AUGUCGUAUCCUCACGAGCCGACGAUGCAUUCGCAGGCUCCUUCACGAUACGCAUCACCAGCCCCCCAGUACUCUCAGCCUUUCCCUGAUGUCUUGCCCUCAAUGUCAGGUCAGGACGGGUAUGGCCAACAGUUUGAGUACGCAUCACCACACCCCAACAUGGGCUCGUACCCAGCUCCAGAUGAACUUCAUCGCAGUGAUCGCCCCUACAGCACCCCGGCGACAUCGCCACCGACGCCGGAGCCUCGCAUGGUCCGGGCCGCGGCCCUCCGCAGCCGCUCCACGCCGCGCACGUCCCCCGACGCGAACCUGUCCUCCACCAAGGAGGGCCGCGUGACGAAGCCCAAGCCCAAGAAGAAGAGACCACGGUCCGAGGCGGUGCCCAAGCCCAAGCAGAGCAUUGAUAAGCCGCUCAGCCAGCUGGCCGAGGAGAUGGACGAGCAAAUCAUCGACAUCGAGGCCUUUGUGAACCGCGGGCCUGAGGCGCGCCACGCAGAGGUCAUGACGGGCAAGAAGGCCGGCAAGAUCAAGCGGCCGAUGAACGCCUUCAUGCUGUACCGCAAGGCGUACCAGUUCGUUUGCAAGAAGUACUGCAUGGAGAACAACCACCAGGUCGUUUCGCGGGUCUGUGCCGACAGCUGGGAUUCGGAGCCCGAGAGCGUCCGUGACCAGUUCGCCGAGUGGGCCAAGAUCGACCGGGACCAGCUGCACCGCGCGCACCCAGACUACAAAUUCACGCCGUCCAAGCCCCGUAGUUCAUACAUGAAGAAGGUGCGAAGCGAGAUGGACCUCUCCGACGACGAGUUUGACGGCGAGUACGUCCCGCGCGGCACCAGGACCCGUGGGCGCGACACGCCCGACUCGGCAUAUUACCCCAGCCACAGCGGCAGAUACACGCCCUUGCACGACCUAGACCAGUGGAACUCGUCUCCCGCCAUCGGGAACAUGAUGCUGCCGACGAGUCAUCCGUACCAGGCGCUGCCGGCAUAUAACCUGUAUCCCGCUACUACCGGACAAAUCAUCCACCCGAUGCCGAGUGCCUACGGCGGAAACGAUGCCUUCGGCCUUCUUGUUCAGGGUGGGGGAGCCCACCACUAUCAGCACGGGCAAGGCGGCUAUCGGGCAGGGUCGACGCCGCCCGAGUUCGCCGAUGACUUUGUACCGCGGAGCAGUGCAUCGCCCGCCAACAACUUUGAGCACGGCCUCACACGAUACGCCACAAUGCAGCAGCAGCAGCAGCAGUCACAUCCCUACCAACAGUACCCCAACCAUCAUCAUCAGCAGCAAGGCCAUGCCGAUUGGCUGCAUCAGGGGCGACAAGUCAUUCCAUCAGCUCCCGUCGUUAGGUUGCAGCCUUCGAUCGAUCCUAGCCUCGCUACUCCCGUGGACAGCAAGCAUGCUGCCGAUGCCAACCUGCCGUCGACCAUGCCUGGGCUUGACCUGGAUCCCCAAGACCCGUCGACGUUCGAUGCAUUCUACCUCGACAACGAUCCGUUGCUAAAGGAGGGUGUCGACAACGGCACGCUCGAGGAGAGCUGGAACAUCAGCGAGGUUGAGCCGCAGGACUGGCACAUUGACGAGGUCGAUGUAGUGACCAAGGUUGAAUGA